Molecule: messenger RNA, 4505 nt
Organism: Acanthopagrus latus (yellowfin seabream)
Lineage: Eukaryota; Metazoa; Chordata; Actinopteri; Spariformes; Sparidae
Gene: wdr6
Product: WD repeat domain 6
Exons: 7
Coding region: 229-4365 (1378 amino acids)
Biological process (GO): tRNA methylation
Cellular component (GO): cytoplasm
Molecular function (GO): protein binding
Source: RefSeq, a predicted model, not a curated record
UCUAACCAAUCAGCGUUCAGGAAGCCAGCCGUGUAGCAUGAUUGGUUUAAACGUGGCACGGAAGUCAGAGCAGAAACACAUGGGUGCUAGAUUGUAGUACGUAAAAGCAAAUAGAUCUGCUAUAAUGCAGAUUUAAGCCAAAUGUACGUGGCGCCUGACUUUUCCCGUGGCUGUUGUAACUUCAUGUCCUUUAGGCGUCAUUGAUAAAGUGUCCUCAAUCAUUAAGAGAUGGAGACAGCAGCCCUGGUAGCUCCAGUCACAGCUCUGGAGUUCCUCCAGGAUGCAUUUCUGCUGACAGCAGGUGAGGGUCCAGUCUUGACGGUGUACAGUCUUCGACCUCACCCUAAAGUUGGUGCCUCACUGAGCGUGCUCCAACACUACAGAAUCCAUGGGAUAAGACCAAGAUGUCUUGCAGAUGUUCCAGAAGAGAGCUCAGCUACAGGAACAUUUAAGGAGAAGAAAGAUGUGAGCUCGGAGCCCAACUUCUAUGACCUUGCAGUGUUUGGAGGCAAAGCAGUGAGGCUGGUGAGGCUCCACGUGGAUCAUCACGAUGGGGAGCAUCUGCGCUUGGAGAUACUUGGUCCCCUCAUGGAGCUGCAGGACUGGGCCCUGGAUGUCCGUUGGCUCUCCAGAGACAAACUCUGUGUGGCUGUAGCCCACAAUACUGCUCUUCUCCUGGACGUCAUUACAGGAAGUGUGCUGGUUCAGCGCUCCUGUCUGGAGGGAUGUCUGCUGUACUCUGCCCUCCUUCUGGUACAUGAAUCCUGGGCGGAUACUGUUUUGGUUGGAGGGACUGUUUUCAACCAGCUGGUUCUCUGGAAGCCUGAAGGGGGAGACAAAAGAGAUAAAGCUCCAGUUGAGAGACGCCUGCUGGGCCACAGUGGGGUCAUCUUCAGCAUCUCUUACCUCCAGGAGCAAGGAUGGCUGGCCUCAGCAUCGGAUGACCGCAGUGUGAGGCUGUGGGGUGUUGGCACCUUAGGAGGCCCUGGAGGGAAAUGUGGGGUCUUGAACCCAGAUUGUUUAAGGGUCCUAUAUGGACACCAGGCGAGGGUCUUCUCGGUGCAUCUCUCUCCAGGGAAAGUGUUCAGCGCUGGGGAGGAUGGGGCCUGUUUAGUCUGGGACUGGGCUGAAGGUGGCAAGGUUGUACGCACAUUGAAGGGACACCGAGCAGGGGGGGUCCGUGCACUUGCAGUUAGUAAAGAAACAGGAGGUGAAGAGAGAUGGGUGGCUACAGGGGGAGCAGAUGGAGGGGUGCGGUUGUGGAGGGUGGAAGGGGGUGAAGAGAGGAAGGAGAGAAUGGAGGAAGCAGCAACGGAGAAGCUAAGCGACCUGAAAUUUGCUGGUCAAGGCUUACCUAAAGUGGUUUGUGUAGUGGGAGAAGAGGAUGCAAGUUGGAGUCAGAGCAAGUUUGUGGUUUGCACUGACCAAGGACUAGUUUACCAAUACAGUGACGAGCAGUGGGAGAUGGUCUGGCAAGGGGCUCCUGAGUUUCAGUCUUAUUGUGCGAUGGAAACAAUAACUGUCAGUGUGAAAGACUCAACAACAAAAGUUAGUUUGUGUGCUGUGGGAAACCUCAGUGGGUCCAUACAGGUCUUCCCCAUCUCCAAUCCUCAGUGUGGGAUUCUUCUCACAGGUGGAUCAGGGAAGAUCCACAGUCUUAUUUGGCAAGAGGCAAAAAACAGCAUCUAUUUGCUUGCAUCAGGCAGUGAAGGACUUGUCUAUCGGUGGUGUAUAGAAGUAAAACUAGAUGAAAACUGCUCAUUAGCUCUCGAUGUAAACCGCCUCCCUCCUUUUCUUCUCCCUCCCUGUGCCAAACGCUGGCUGACAGCUGCAGUGUGCCUCCACUCCACGUCAUGGGAGUUUCUGUGGGUGUGUGGGGACAGGAGAGGGUCUCUGCUUUUGUUUCAGGAAGGAGGAAAACUGAUUAACAAAGGCAGGAAACAAACUGAUAAAAAAGGGGUUGAAAGUGAGGAAACUGGAAGUGAAAUGAUGGAAGAGAGGGAAAGAAACGAAGGGGAUGACCUAACGCUGCAGCCACUGAGCUGCCUGUUUGGAGUGCAUGGAAAACAGGGGGUAACUUCAGUGUGUGCAUACCAGGGGCUGUUGUACAGUGCCGGCAGGGAUGGAUGUGUAAGGGUCUUCAGAGUGUGCCCAGCACUACCUGAAAGCUUCAAGGAAAAGACUAAUGGAGAGAGUUUGGGGAACAAGCUUCAGCUGGAGGUUCUCAGAGUCCAGCGAGCCUGCAAGGGUAUGGAGUGGCUGGAGAGGGUUUUGUUUCUUGAGCCUGAAAUUCCGGUGGAGCGGGAGGAGGGAUGUGAGAACCACUACAAGACAAAGAAACACAAUUUGACAGAAGAGCUGGAGGGGGGCUCUGGAGGAGAAGAAGAAAAGACAGAGAACAAGGGAAGAGAGGCAAGGUUCGUCAUUGUUGGCUUUCAUGCUGUCCACUUUGUGAUUUGGGACCCAGUGACACAGGAGAGGCUGCUAGCAGUGCCUUGUGGAGGAGGGCAUCGCUCCUGGAGUCUCUGGCCUUCCCACAAAGGAGUUUGGCCUGAAUAUGGAGCUGUGGUGUUCAUCAAGCAGGGGGCUGUCCUGGCUUCGCAUCCCCCUGGGGAGGCACCGAGCUGGGCUAUGAAGGGAGGAAGGACUCGAGGGUGGGGUCUUAGAGAGGGCGUCCAUGGGAGGGGGAUUGGGUGUGUGUGCAGGCUGGGGACGAUAAGGGGAAUCGGAAAAGGGAGUCAAACCGAAACUGAGCAAAGGGAAGUGGAUAGAGUGGAAGGCCACUGGGAGAUAAUGGUGAUGGGAGGAGAGGACACUAGCUUAACCAUCCUCGCAGUACAUCCCGAAUCGGGCAGCGUCAAAGUUCUGUCUGUUAUUACCGAUCACAUCUCAAGCGUUCGGACAGUGACAGCAGUAGCACGUCAGGAGCGAGGGAGUGAAAACAAGUCUCUCUCCACCCUGCUCGUGUCAGCUGGUGGCCGAGCUCAGAUGCAGUGUUACCGGCUGUUGAUUGGCUGGGACAAGCAGAGACUGGUCCCCUCCUGCCAGGUAAUCCAGGUGGCCAGACAUCGCUUGGACGAACAGUGGGAGAGGAGGCGGAACCGGCACAAGACGGUGAAAAUGGACCCCGAGACAAGGUACAUGUCUGCAGUUGUUGUGGAUGAAAACACAGACGGUUGUCUUCUGGCUCUGGCCUGCAGUGACGGAGCUCUCAGAUUGUUCUCAGUCAGUGAGGUUAAACGACAAAUUGAUUUGUUGUGGGAGACAUUUUACCACCAGCGCUGUGUGCUCAGUGUUGCCGUCUGCAGCUUGCAGGAUGGAAAAGGCAACAGAUAUAAGCUGCUGUUCAGUGCUGCAACAGAUGGCAAAAUUGCAGUGUGGGAUUUGACCGAAGCUUCUUUCUCAUCAGCCGCCACUUCAAGCGGUACUCAACCUCCACCAAUCCCCUGCCUCGACAUUCCCGCCCACCAGAGCGGCGUCAACUCAUUGGCUGUUUGGGCAGAGAAACUGGGACAACAAGAGGGAGGUUGCCUGGUAACUGUUGCGAGCGGAGGGGAUGAUGGGCAGCUGACAGUGUCCACGGUUAGGGUGCAGUACCCAGGAGAUGGCAAGACUGGGGGCAGCAGAGGGUUUUCUCAGAUGUCUGAGCCCCUGGUUCCACCACAGACUCAGCUUCAGAGCUCAAACGGGCUUCAUCUUCAUCUUCACCCUCAGUCCCACAUGCCACUGGCUCACGCUGCCCCCCUUACUGCCCUGGAGCUUCUGAGCCCAGGCCUUUUGGUCUCCACUUCUUCAGAUCAGAGAGUUUGCCUGUGGAGGUUCAGCAGUACCGGCAUCAGCCACAUCGGGGUGUUGUGCUCCCAUGUUGCAGAUGCUGCCGGUCUCGCAGUGUGGGAGGGGCGGAUGAUUGAGGAGGAGGAAGGAGAUACGAAGAGGAAAACAAGAUUUGAGUCUGAGCAGGAGGUUGUAAUUUUUAGAGGGAAAGGGAGUCAGACAGGAUUAAAAACAAUGCAUAAGACAGCAGAGGGUGAGACGGGGGGGAGAUCCAACAGGGAUCAGGAAACGGCUGAUGAGGCCGAGAGUCAGGAACCUGUUGACUCUUUGAGUGAGACAGGUGACCCAGUUUGUAAGACCAGUGUUAGGAAGCGAGGUGAGACAGCAAGUGAGAGUGACAGUGUGGGUACGACACAGAGCGAGGAUAACAGUGAGAGCAUGAAGAAGAGAGGAAAGACCGGAUGGGUGCUGGCGUGCGGUCAGGGCUUCCAGCUACUACGAGUCACAGACACACAGAUGGAUGCUGGGAUGUGGACUACAAGAAGAGAAAAGGAGAACCACAGAGUUACUUUACAAGAAGAGUCAAUAUAAGUAGAAUCGAUAGACGGCAGAGGCCCAAACAAUCACUUUCUCAGUGGACACAUCUUUUGAAAUUAUUUAUGAACUGCUUUUUUCAUUAAAUAUCAACCAAUUUUAAGUACAUUUUUAAUAAAGUUAAUUUAUUCUCCAGA